AUGAACAAGAUUACACUUAAAGUAGCUCUAUAUCCAUUUAUACCUGACGCAGGUGAUGACAACAAUACAGGUCUACUUCAAUUCAUUACAGAUGAGUUUAAUAAAGUGUAUCCUGAUAUUGCCCUUCAACUGCGCCCACUUAGUAUUAAUGAUAAUUUCUACGAUCUAGAUUUACUUUCUAAAUGGCUCAUGGCUGAUGGAACUGGAUAUGAUAUUGUCGAAAUCGAUGCUGUACUUCUAGGUGAUCUUGUUAAUAUUGGUCUCGUAGCCCCACAAUUUAUUAAUUCAACUAACCAGGCUGAUUGGCAUACCAUUGCUAACAUGGCAGUACAUAUCAAUAAUGCUGUAUAUGGUUUUCCACAUCUUAUGUGCGCAUAUUUUCUGUUUACUCGUGACGUACGAAUAGCUACCGUGAGUACAAUCGAUCAGCUCAUGACGAUUCUGGGAGAUUCGCCCACAGAUGAUUAUCGCCUAGCAGGAAACAUGGAUUCGAGUUGGGGACUACCGGCUUUAUGGAUUAACAGCUAUCAAGGUAGUAGUAACUCUUCAGCUGAAACAGUUGCAUACGCUCUACAUGGAUACACGAAGAGCUCUUUCGAAAAUAUACUCAAGUUAGCUGGACUAUGCAAUCGUUCGCGAGGAGAGAAUCAUUGUCUCGAUGGGACCUUUAGAAAAUAUCAAAAUAUGCCAGCUAUAUUGUUCGCACAAAAUAAGACUACAGCGAUGUUUGCCUAUUCGGAACAACUCUUUUACAUUCUAAAAGAUGGCAACUUAUACGAUUACAACAAUAUCAAACUUAUACCUCUACCGAUAGGCACUGCUCAUAAUCAGCCUCUGUUUUUUACAGAUGCAUUUGUUUUUCGAAGAAACAUGUCUGCCGACGUGUUGAAUGCUUCUCGUUUAUUUGCUGAAUUCAUGGGCACACCUCGAAUGCAAGCAGUCGUAGUUGGUAGUGGUGACAAACCAGGUAGCAUUCCUCGUUACUUGCUUCCUAUGUCCAAGAGUGCCUAUGACGAUCCACUCUUAGCCAAUAAUAGAUUUUAUCAGACAUAUUUUCGAAAUUUAACUGGUUUCUCAUUUCCUACAGUUGGCUUACUGAAUACACGUAAACAACUUCAAACUGCCAUUUUAGACUACAUAGGCUACACCAAAACCAAUAGUAACACGAGCAGCAGCAUCAGCAGUAGCACUACAUCGGUGUAUGAAGGAUUCUGGAAAAGUCUUCUCGCAGAUAUAUGGACAUUACUAUCAGUGCUCUUAUAG
Rotaria socialis is the source of this 1263-nucleotide messenger RNA. The record is from the annotation of a GenBank genome assembly. Lineage: Eukaryota; Metazoa; Rotifera; Eurotatoria; Philodinida; Philodinidae.